Molecule: messenger RNA, 1661 nt
Organism: Musa acuminata AAA Group (dessert banana)
Lineage: Eukaryota; Viridiplantae; Streptophyta; Magnoliopsida; Zingiberales; Musaceae
Exons: 12
Coding region: 57-1475 (472 amino acids)
Source: RefSeq, a predicted model, not a curated record
UAAACGAUCGCUCGUUUUAAUCCAGAGACCGCUUGCGUGCUGCGUCGAAGGACCGGAUGGGUACCCUUGCGCCGGACUUCGCCUCCGCCUUCCCCGUCGCUACCUCCUCCCACGCCGCCGGGCGCAGCCUGCGGACCACGACCCAGGCUUUUCCAGGCAAUUACAUGGUAAAAUCUCGUAAUUUUGCUCUCAUGACUGGUGCAGCCGCUGGUACAUCUUGCAUCACAAAGAAAACAAGCUUUGAGGUUGUUCAGACUAGGCUAUCAUGCAGGUGGCAGCAACAGAGUCCAUCAUCCAAGAGGAGGAUGGUUUGUUAUGCAGAAGAAACCAGCAAGAGACAGGUUGAUGAUUCCACUACUGGGAUUCAGCUCUACUCUCAAAUUGAAAGAUUAAUUACUGAAACAGCAAGGCAGUCACAAGAUGCUUGGGGUGGUUCUGGAGAUUGGAGUGAGAUUGAGGGUGCAUGGGUGCUUAAACCGAAAUCCAGAACUCCAAAAGCGGUUGUUCAUUUUGUUGGUGGUAUUUUCGUUGGAGCUGCCCCGCAGCUUACAUACCGCCUUUUCCUUGAGCGUCUCUCCACAAGGGGGGCUUUGGUGGUUGCAACACCUUUUGCUAGCGGUUUUGAUCACUUUUUAAUUGCAGAUGAAGUACAAUUCAAGUUUGAUAGAUGCAUUAGAUUUUUACAAGACAGCGUAAAUGAUCUUCCAACAUUUGGUGUUGGUCAUUCUUUGGGAUCUGUUAUUCAUCUUCUCAUAGGAUCAAGAUAUGCCAUUCAGAGAUGUGGGAAUAUAUUGAUGGCUUUCAAUAACAAGGAAGCAAGUUCAGCCAUUCCCUUGUUUUCUCCUGUCAUUGUCCCAAUGGCUCAAAGUUUUGGUCCUCUUCUAUCUCAGCUCACAUCAUCUCCAUCACUUCGUCGUGGAGCAGAAAUGGCUAUGAAGCAGCUUGGGAAUCUUAGUCCUCCAAUUAUGAAGCAAGUUCUUCCUUUAGUUGAGCAACUUCCUCCAUUGUAUAUGGAUUUGGUCAACGGAAGAGAAGAUUUCAGUCCAAAACCGGAGGAGACACGUCGUUUGGUAAAGUCUUAUUAUGGUGUUUCAAGGAACCUCCUAAUAAAGUUUAAAGAUGACACUAUCGAUGAAACUCCAACGCUAGCACAAUUACUGAGUGGAGGAUCUGCCAUUAGCUCACAACUGGACAUGUCAGUUCGACUAAUGCCUGGAGAUCAUGGACUCCCAUUACAACAGGUCCUCCCAGAUAUCCCACCCACAAUGGCGGACGCCGUAAACCGAGGGGGUGAGAUCCUAUCGAACCUGACGGUCGGAACGCCAUGGGAAGCCGUCGCGAGAGAAGUAGGCAAUACAUUGGGCACAGACUCGGGGAUCGUGAGGGCACAAAUAUCCAAGGAUAUUGAUGCCCUCGUGGAUCUGAUGACAUCAUGGAUGGACUCGAACUCUGGCCCGAGACUUAUUCGACCCUGAGCACAGUAGGAAAAAAAGAAAAGAAGGUAAUGAAUACACUAAGGAACAAAAAGCAACGAGCAAAGGGUAACGUCUUGGCGUACUUACUUACAUAUACAUGUACAUACAAAUUGGACGCUACGUACUGCUAGUUGCAUGUAACAUGUAUUUCGACUGUUAUUAACUGGACAAACGACUGCUGCUAUA